Molecule: messenger RNA, 12423 nt
Organism: Paramuricea clavata
Lineage: Eukaryota; Metazoa; Cnidaria; Anthozoa; Malacalcyonacea; Plexauridae
Source: the annotation of a GenBank genome assembly
AUCAACACCGAGUACGACCCCAUGUUCAAUGUUUUAUCAUAACAAAGGUCAUUCCUAAUGAAUUUGGUAUGGUGGAUGCAAGUGCGUGGAUUAUAAUAUUUAAACGUUUUUAUGAAUGGAAUUUUUCGUUUCCGAUUUGUUCAUAUUAUUUUAAAAAAUUACAAUCAUUUUAGAAAAAUGAAGAAGUAACAAGACUGACUUCAGAGGUAUCUCAGUUAGAAGCGGAGUUGGAAAGUUCAAGAAAAGAAUUUGAACGUUUAUCGAAAGAGCAAGGUGGUAAAAAUGAGAGUUUACUCAAUGAAAUGAAGGAAAAGAACGAGAAAAUUGACGAAUUAGACAAGUAAGGGUAUUAUAGUAUGCACAUUCAGUACAGUUGAUUUCAGCUCAUUUUUUCAACGUCGUUGAAUUCGUUGCGAAGUUCCCAAUUACGCGUUCAUGGAAUUCCCAUGGAAUUGUAAUGCUGCAUUAUGUUCCUAGUGUAGGACUCAUAAGUAAAUGUUUGGUAAUUGACAAAACAAUUUGCAAGAUUUUGUGAAACAAAUUGUCGCUUAAUAUAUUCGCAUGGUAAUAAAUUAUUGUUCAUUUGUUUGUAACGUAUUCUACUUAGACAAUUACGAGAACAAGCAAAGAAAGUUGCCAAUACAAAACGCAAUCAACAAAUAGAGCGAGAACGUCAUGCAGCCGAAAUGAGUGAGAUGAAGCAACAGUUGGAUGACACUAAUGGAAAACUAAUUGAGAUGAAGGUAAAAUAUCAGGUCAUGUUAUAUAGACAGCUACCGGAUAUAAGCUCUCCUGCAAUUUGAUUGGCUCUCUAGUAGCAUAUUAGCUCAUAUCGUGCUAGUAGAGAAAACAAGAUGGCGACUCAAGAAUUACCGGAGUUUUGCGAACGAGAAAACAGCAAGUUAUUCGCUUUGUAUAGCCUUCAUGGGAAUAGAAACACAAUGAAAACACUCCCAGCAGUUGUUUACAAGUUAGCAAAUAAAUGUUUUAUAUUUAAACUGGUUAAAAAUAUAUGUUUUUGAAAAAUAAUAAUGCCAAAAGAGCGAAUAUUAAACAAGAAAUGUUUUGGAAAAAGGUGGCUCGAUACUAUUUUCAAAAAUUCAGGUGUUCAACACUUUGACAUGUUCAAACUACGCAUUUUUAUGAUUUAUUCAGCAGAUAUUGUUGUUUUUAUAUAUUUUGAUAUCUCUACUUUCAAAUUUUAUUAGUUUUAGUAACAGAUAGUUCGUUGCUAUGACGACAUACGCGUACGAAAUUCACUCCAAAAUGGCCUAUCGUCUCGUUUUGUUGGAAAAGAAGCAUGGUGACCCCCAAUUUUUUUUCUUGCAUUAUUUUACUUGGACGAAAAGCUAACAAUUAGCAAAAUAUAAAAAAAUUCUGUAAUGCCAUUUUUUUGGAAAAUGCAAAAAUGUCGUUUUCUUCGAUAAAAUUUUUUUGGCAUUACAGAAUUUUUUUAUUUUUUGUAAAAUGAAAGUUUUUAGCGGUGCAAUACAGCAUGCAAAAUUUGAACAUAGGUCACCAGACAAAAUAAAGAGAUAUAGCGCAUUGUUUUUCUAAAAUGGAAAAUUCUAAUGACGUCAGCAAUUGACAUAAAACACUAUAGAACACGCGCAAAGGCGUGAUAUGGCGCCAGCAACUGCUCACGUCAGGUCAUUUUGGAAGUUCUUUUCAUUUUGUUUAUCAGUUUCCGCGACCUGCGCGUAAAAAUGGUCACUCGGUUUUGAGUUCGCGAUUCUUGAGCAGGGUUUUUGUGAUAACUAUAUCGAGCCACCUUAAAAGCAAAAACUCUUUAUAGAAGUUAAGUUAACAAGCACUUGUUUUGUCUAAAAAUAUUCAAUAUAUAAAAAUUUCAAGUUUUAGCAAUGUUCCAAGUAUACUGAUUUAAAAAGCGAGCAGCAGUGUUUUCUCAGGUUUAGGCCAAGUUGUGUGGAUUGCCGAACUAAUUGUCAAAAUAUUGCCAUACAGAUGAGUGUGUAAAUGCCGUAGUUGUCUAUAUAAUAAAACAGUUAUUCUACUCACUCUCGUCGUAUAUGACUGAUACUCGGUGUUACGCACCUCGUUGGCUAUCAGCUCAUAUACGACUCGAGUUCACAGAAUAACUGUUAAUUAUAUAGACGUAUAAGUAUGAUAUUUAAGUACGAGCGGCCGUGUUAUAUUUAAUAGCGAGGAUACCCCAGUUCCGGUUUACGCGUACGAGUAUCGCCAUUUUGUUUACCAAUUUUUGCUGAUGUCAGCAUGUUUACCCGUAAUUUCUUCCCGUUUCAACAUCUUACCUAAAUAAAUCAGUGCACAUAUGCUCGUCAAAUACGAAAAAUACGAAUAUUACGUUUAUAUGAUGAUGAUGAAGACAACCUUUUUAUCAAAGUGUUUUGUCUAUAUAAUAUUUAAUGAAUAUGAAAACGUUUCCUCCACAAAUUUAAAAAUUAGUACCGAAUAACGUUCAUGGAACUGAGGCCGGUUUUUCAAACCUAGGCUGCAAGAACAGCCGCCCGAUUGCCUCGUACAGUUCAAACCUUAUUUAGAAAGUAAGCAUUAAACUGCUGUUUUAGUUUGUGUAUUUCUAAACUUCCAUUGAUCCAGAUAGGAUUUCUGGAAAACAUUUCUAUGUUUAUAAACAAGAUGUUGGGAAGUUUGCUCUGAUCGUUACCCUCGUUCCUGCAGGCAGCCAUGGAGCGACGCUACCUCCUUAGGUUAAGACGCUAACUCCAAAUUCAAAAUGUGCUCUUCAAACUGAGUUGAAUUAAGAAUUCUGGAGUAACAAGUGAAGACUUUGGAAUUCGCUAUCCUAACUUGUAGUGACUGGCUAACAACUCCAAAAAUCGGUGAGCUAGUUUUAUUUAAGACUAGUUUUAUCUAAGACUGGAGUUAAUGGCUGCGUCGGCAUAGACUAAGCUCCAUUUGAUUUUGAAGAUUGAUUAGCUGCAUGGUUAAUCUAGGAUUAGGUUAAUCUAGGAUUAGGCUAACCCAGGAUUAGGCUAACCCGUUAUCGAACAACUGCCCCUGAAUUACAUUUUGUCAAUUUAUGUCAAUAAAAUUCCAGUACACUCAGCCAAUAUGCAUUUUAUUGAAAUGGUUGCAGACAAUAAAUUGUGACAUUUUCUUGUGUUGGUGCAAUGUACUCAUUACAUAGAUAUCGAAGGAACUAGACUCAGUUCCGAAAUAUCACAUACUCGAACCGACCUGACCGCGUAGCUCAGUUGGUAGAGCAUUGGGCUAGUAUUCCAAAGGUCGUAGGUUCGAUUCCCACCGUGGCCAGGCAUAGUUUUCAUGUCUCCCCGGUGUGGAUAUACACUCAGAGUAACAUCGCAAACAUAAGACAAUAAAUUAUUUACUUUUCAUUAGAGCGAUGUUGAUGGCAAAACAGACCGUAUAGCAAUUUUGGAAGAAGCUCUUCAAGAAACUGUAAACAGUGUUUCUGAGAAUGAAAGAUUGCUUCAUGAACAAACUAACAAAAAUUAUGAAUUGGAAGUUGAACUGGCAAAUAUGAAAAUUGAAAAUACAGUGACGAAUACGAAGAAUGCUUCGCUAAUUUUAUCAUUAAGCGAAAGAGAUAUUGCGUUAUCGUAUUAUCGCAAUGACAAGAAGAAGAUGAUGGCUGAGGUCUUGGAAAUGAAGUAAGUUGUUGUGCCGAAAUGGAUGGUUCAUCAUGGCAAAGAUUAGAUACGAUAAAGAUGUGCCACUCUGCGAAAAUUAUGUCCGAGAUUUUUUUUAUAGCCGCCAUUUUGCCAGUAAGUGUCAAAUCCAACGCCAUCAGUCUCUAAAUAGUAAAAUCCAACGCCAUCAGUCUCGCCGCCAUUUUGGCAGUAAGUGAAAAUUACGGACACGCAAAUAUUAGGGAAAUACGUCGAGUGGCACAUCUUUAUAGUAUCUAAUCUUUGAUCAUGGUUCCAUUCUUUGCGCGCAAUCUCGCGUGCAUUAAUUGUGUAUUUGUAUCUCGUUCAGUUUAACACGUUGAAGUUCUCAUCUAUAGUAGAGUCCAUACGACGGCAAUGCAUUAUGGUGGAGAAUACCGCCGGUAGUUUUAAUGCAGACGAAAUAAAAAUAUUUGCCACGUUUGCUCUAGACAGUUUCAUUGGUGGGAAUCCACCCUAACAAAAAAAUGUUCGUCUCGUGUUUCAAAGCCUGAUCGUUAUUGGUUUGAAAAAAGUAAAUGGUUAAACGUAAUAUAUAACUCACGAUAACAUGCCAACCCAAAUCAGAUCGUAUUUGGUCAUUUUUUUAUCGCAAUGAUUCAAUGAAGCUGUCAUUUGACAGCUAAAAGCCUGAUCUUUAUAAGUAUAGGUAAUCAUGCGAUGGCGAGUACAAUUAGAGAUUAAUAGUACGAGUGAUGUUUGGAAAUUUCCAAACAUCACGAGUACUAUUAAUCCCUAAUUGUACGAGCAACAUUGCAUGAUUACUUGUUUAUUAUUAGCAUGACAAAAUUGGAUACUUUUCAAUGUCAACAUUAUAUUCUUUCGCCAAAGCCCAGUCCUGCCAUACUUUCAACCAAAAUUUUGUGCUUUUGUUCGUAUUUUCAUUUAGUUCUUUUGUUAUAGCAAAAUUUGUUGCUUUUGUUCGUCUUUUCAUCUUGUUCCUCUAGGGCAAUUUCAUUUCACAUCUGUGUUUAAAACACCUUUCCGCCAUUUUGUUUGUUUUGGGAAAAUCAUUAAUUGUACUGCAGUACAAUUAAUGAAAUAAUUGUACUCCUCUCAACCAAUCAGCAUCCAGUAAUUUUGUCAUGCUAAUAAUAAAUACGAAAACAGAAAGCCUGUAAACGUAACACACGAUAACCUGUCAAAGUUGGAUUACCUUUUUUUAUACAAUAAAUAUGAGAGCCCAACAUAUAACUUUUAACAAAGCCAUUAAAACAGUUUUAAAAGAUUGUAAAGAAUUUUAAUUGUAACGUUUCGUCUUUAACUUAAGACAUCUUCAGACUAGAUAAAAUUACACGAGAUGUGAAUAUAUAUAAGCUAAUUAUAAUCUAUUUACAAGGUGUUAUGUUACUAAGGAUAAUAAAGGAUAAGAGGGUGUACGUAAGACAGGACGAUACAAAUGAGGAAACAAAACAGACACAAGAAAACGGCAAAUUACAGAAGGUUAAGCGGAAUAGAGCUACCCUGGACGUUAAGAGUAGGUUUGAGUUUAGAUAUAAAAAGGCUUUCGUGAAUCAAUAAUUCACAAGUGUCUGAGCAAGAGGAAAGAAUUUUGAAGUCGUCAAAGUUGGUAGAGUGCCCUGUAGUAUUUAAGUGAGAGAAAAUACUAGACAUGACUGGACUGGAUGACGGUUGGCCUGUUAUAUACACCCUGUAUAUGAACAUGUCUAUUUUCUAUGUCCAAUUUUCAUGUCUAUAACUCCAUCGGUAUUUAACUGUCGUGCAGCACUGUCACAGAGUAAUGCAUCGCAUUAACCAGUUAUAAAUCAGCAUUUUCCCAAUAUUAAAAAUAAAUUAUUUUGUUUUGCAGGCAAAACGCUCUUCUUGCGACAAUAUCGGAAAGAGACACCAACAUCGCCAUAUUGGAACAAAAUCCAACAAUUCAAGGAGAGCAAGAAGUUAGAAAAUUGAAGGGAGAAAAAGAUCACUUGGUCGAUCAACUUAAACAACUGGUAAGGUUGAAGGAUCUUGUAGAUGGAAGUUAUCGGGUGGAAAUUUAUAUACAUUUGUUAGACCUAACCAGGAUCCUUCAAUUAUUAUUCAAUCGAGUGAGAUGCUAACAAAAUCAUGAACUGAUAAGGUUUUGUAAGAUGCUGUAGUUUUGUCAAAACCUGAAAAGAUUAAAACACUGGUUUCUAGCCCUUCGAUCGAGGACUGUCUCAUGCAAACAACCAACUGAUACAUAAUAGAUCAACGACAACUUAUUAUAUGUCAGUAUUUAUACUGCAUCCCUAUGUUUGAGAUUUUUAAGUAUUGUUAUUUGAGAUGGUAACUUUAUUUUUAGAAUCAAAAACGUGUUCUUAUUCUGAGUGAUGACGACAACAUGACAGUGUCAAAAGAAUUGUCUCAAGGAACAAACGAAACGGUGAAUAAUUCCUGUAUAUGUAAAUUCCCUUCACAUUUGUUUGCACAAAUGUACAACAUUAUCCCUUUAUCAUCAUCAUCCCGUUUGUCCCCUCAAGGGGGGGGGGUCGGGUCGGGUCGUCUCGAUACCUUACUCCACUCUACUCUGUCGUUGACUUUGUCCAAAUCCACCACUCUCCCAUCAUCCCGAACACAAUCCAUCCAUCGUUUUCUUGGUCGACCCCUACUCCUUGUUCCUGGUUCCUUACGCUCCAUUGUCCAUCUAACAAGCUUUUUGACUUCCAUUCUCUUCACGUGCCUGUACCAUCUCAGUCUACUUUCUCCAAUCUUCUCUCUCAGCUCUAUCACCUUCAAUUCCUGUCUUAUGCCUAUACGUUUCUCAUUCUUUCUCGUCUUGUUACACCUGUGUUUUCAGUCUAAUCGGCAUCCGUUUAUCGUGUAUUAUUCCACUUACACUCCUCCAUGUAUUCCCUGUACCCUGCAAUCUUGCCUGUAAUCUCUGUCCAAAUAUCCACUCUCGUGUUACCAGCUUCCUUGGUAUAUGAAGGCUGUUGUUUGUUUCAGUUGCUGUACAUCCACUAUAAUCUCCAGCCUUGGCACUGGUUGCCCUCUUGAGACUUCUAGUACUUCCGCCUUCUUCUUGCUCAUCCUCAUACCACCAGAUGAUCUUGAAUGAUACGCGGAAAAGUACUGGCACUAGUUGUCAAAUAGAAAUACAUUUUAUGAUUAAAACAACUGAAUAUCUCCUGUAAUAUACUUUAUUUCGAUUCCAUAUUUUUGUCAGAGCUAUAGUUCUCAUAACCAAACAUAAUUACAAAAUUUCAACUAGUUUCAUAAAGAAUAACGAAAGAUAUAAUUGACUGAAUACGUCAAAAUGGAUUUCUAUUCGGACACGAGAUCACCUGGCAUGUACUGCCAGUUUGUUGUCCCACAUCUCUACUGCUUGUUGUAAUUCCUCUGUCAUUUUGGCGCCCAUAGCGAUGUCAACAUUAUCCCUUUAUCCAGUCUUUUAUUAUAUUGCUAGCAAUGUUGCAAUGCAAAAUUGUGUUGUUGAGUUUCCGAGAAAGUUGAACUCUAUCCACAGGCAGCCCAAAAUUCGUGGUAUUUGUCUCUUGGAAAAGUUUUGAAAGCGCGCGUAAAAAAUACGAGUCUAUUUUGUUAUGACAAGGUUGGCAAGAUUUUUAACGGAAAUUUAUUACAACGUUUACUAAAGUAUGAAUAUUUCGCAAAUUGCAAGCAAAAACAAUAUAAAAUCUACAUCAUUUCAAACACUGGAAUUAAUUUUACUAAGUUCUUCCACGAAGUUUUAACUUCAAAAGUUCAUUCUAAGGAUGUUAGAAAAGCGAAUUCUUUUCGGGUUUUUGACAAAACUUUGUCAAAACUAUGCUGGGGUCACCCACCCUUUAGUGAUGUCAUAUUUUUUAAAUGUUCAGGAAGCGCUGAUUUAAAUCUUGAAGAAGCGUUUCGUAGUGGAAUUCGCUUUUUUGACCUUUUGAAGUUAAAACUUUGGGAGAACGUAGAAAUGAUGUAGAUUUUUUAUUGUUUUUGCUUGUAAUUUGCGAAAUAUUCAUACUUUAGUAAACGUUGUUAUAAAUUUUCGUGAAAAAUCUUGCCAACCUUGUCAUAAUAAUAAACAAAAUAGACUCGUACAUAUAUAUGCACGCUCGAGAAUGUGAAAGAUUUUCACGCGCGAGCUUUCCAAACCUUUCCAAGCUAUGAGACCACAUAAAAGAGACAAAUGCAUUUUUGGGCUGCCUAUACUCUCUCUGUAAUUUGCCUCGCAAUAUUUUGGAGAACAAAAAAAUCACGAAACAGCCUAUAAUCUUUCCGAAAGAUUUUUCCGACAGAUUGCGUCGUGUAAUAUACCUUUAACCCGAAAUUUCUAUUCUAACCCCAGCCUUAUCGUAAUGCUAUAUUUCUAUAACCAGUCUUGCAUCGAUCUUGCGUUGAUACAUAAUAGCUCAUCCUCUUUCAUCCUCCAUCAUUGCCUCAUCCAAUAUAUAAGAAGUUAGCAAUGUGUUUAUAUCUUGAUCACAGUGACUCGACCCAGGGCUGGAUAAAUAAUUUUCUUCCUGGGAGCACAACCUGGAUGAAAAUCAAUUGAUCAAUUAAUGUGCAGAUGAUGCAGAUCAAUUGAUGGCCUGACCAUAGUUUGAAAUUCAGGGAACGAUGUCUGUCAUAUGUUGUUGGACCCAGAGUGGAACAUAUGUGUUAAUGUUUCCUUUAAAUUUUCAAGUGUCAAAUCUUAAACAUUUCCUGCAGCUGUUUAACAUUCCCUGCUGGCGGUACUCUCGUGCUCGACUAUUUUUUCCUGACUCUAUAACAAACGUACUUGCAGGGAGGUGAGUCCAGGAUUGGACGCACCGAAGGUGGCUGGAAGUUUCCCGAACUUACCGAGCGAAGCGAGGUGAGUUCGGGAAACUUCCAGCCACCCGAGGUGCGUCCAAUCCCGGACUCACCGAACCUGCAAGUACGUUUGGUUUUUAUCCCAUACACCAAGCCAUACACACAUUUGUAGCUCUUCGCGAUAUAUUCGUCGAUGUUUUGUGAACAUUUUCCCGGCCAAAAAAAUCACUGGGCAAGAAAAUACUUCUUUAGCUACGUCUACAUUACCUUUAUUGCAUUUUUUCUUUGGUUUUUCUUCAGUCUCAGUAUGUUAGUCACCGAAAAAAGUUCUUUAAAGUUUAGGUUUAUCGGCUAAAUCUUGUCCGCCAUAUUUGUUAUUGUUAUUGCAACGUAAGCAGUUUAGCGGGUGAGUUCGGGCGAAAAGCAGGUGAGUUCGGCAAAAGCAGGUGAGCUCGACGACAAGCUCACCUGCUCUAAACCAAUCGGAAAGCCGCUUUUAACACAGGUAUGGGAUAAGAUCUAUAUUCGGAAAUGGCCUAUUGCCGCAUUUGAAUCGCUGUUGGAAAGGAAUGCAAAACAACAUUUUAUCGUUUUAUUAAUAGAAAUGAAUCUUUAAUAGAUCACCGAAACAUGGCUACUGUUGGUUCUUUCAUCUUGUGAUAUUCUAAAAUAAAUGCAUGCGAUGUCCUGUUCGAAAGGAAACGGUUUAUUCAAGUGCGUAAUUUUCAAUGUGUUUUAUUUAUGUUUACUCCAGAUAACCGAAUCGUUGCUGUUGUUAGAUUCCAAUACAGAGAAAUUGUUGUGUUACAUGAAUAGUUUGUCAGAAGUAAUGAAAGAACAUUAUAAAGAUAUCUAUAAAUCAUUACCACGACCACCAUCAGCAAGAGAAAGCAAGUUGUUAACUAACGAUGACGCUACACAUACCGAGGUAAGGAGUUACAAAAUAUAUCUUUAAAGUUAAUAUAAUUUUUGGUACAACCCCUAAUAUAAUUUUUAGUAUAACCCCUAAUAUAAUUUUUGGUUUAAUUCCUAUUAUUAUAUACACAAGGUCUGGAUAUGAGGUAUUCUGCAAUCUGAUUGGUUCUCUACUAGCAGGAUAUUAGCUCAUAUCCUACUAGUAGAGAAAAACAAAAUGGCGGCUCAAACUGAAUUUCCGAUUUUUGCGAACGAGAAAACGGCAAGUUGUUCGCUUUUUGUAGCCUCUACAGGAUUAAAAAAACAAUGAAAAAAUUCCCAAAAAUUGUUUACAGGUUAGCAAAUGAAUUUUUAAAAUUUAAAAUGGUUAAAAAUAUAUAUUUUUGAAGAAAUAAUCGGCCGAAACAGCGAAGAUAAAAACAAAAACAAAAUAGAAAAAUAUUGAAAAUAUCCGAAAAGCAAAGUCUGUGCAUUCAGACCUUGUCGAAUAUGAGCGAUAGCCGAUUCGGCGCUACGCGCCUCAUCGGCUAUCAGCUCAUAUUCGACUUGAGUUCGUAGAAUAACUGUUAAAUAUAAGUUUUGGUAUAACCCCUAGUAUAAUUUUUUGUAUAACCCCUAAUAUAAUUUUUGGUAUAACCCCUAAUAAAAGUGUUUACUGUAAGGAAACGGCUGAAGCUAUAAUAUAGGGGAUUUUGCUGCUUUUUUCCUUGUGUCAAGACCAAGUUACGUGAGUUUACACUCUCGUAAUCCUCUACACUUUUUACUAGAACUUCGAAUACUAUUUCCAGUCUGUCGAGUUCAAGAAGUUAAUACUUCCUUGAGUUUACUACUAGCUGUCAGUCUAUAAUUUUUAAGUUUACAUCAAAUCAAACGGCAUAACUUUUUUCGGGACACCCGGUAUAUAAUAUGCAAACCCGAAUCAUGGGUAUUCGUCUAUACGUUCUAUUUAAAGCCGCCCCUGAGCCGUGGGAGGUUCUACUGAUUUAACCAUCCAGAUAACGCAGGGUUCUGCCCAGGUUCAUGUGAGUGCCAGGUACUUAAACUUAUGACCUGCCGUGCGCCACCCACCCAACGAAAAAUCUUUGAAAUUUUUUUGGGCUUGCUUGAAAUAUUUUUGGGCUUUACUAUUGCUAAUGAUAAUGAUAAUUGGAGCAACUAAAAGUGAAAUUGUAUUAAAUGAUCUGACAAGCAACAAUAUAAUAUAAAUCGUAUCUUACAAUUAAAUAACUGACACUAUUAUUGAUAAUUGGCUGUGUGAUUGUGUAAUAUGAAUAUAAGUUCUUUGUAUGUUUGCAUGGUGAUAAAAUAUAAUAGUUUUGUUUGUGGAAACACCACGUAAAUUUAUUACUGCAAUAAACUGCAAUAAUAAAUUUACGUGGUGUUUCCACAAACAAAACUAUUAAUAUGAAUAUAAUUAAAACAAAUAUUAAAGUAUAAUGACUAAACUUGUGCAUGAAACAUGUGUUGUCAUUGUUAACAACUUACAGACUACUGUAACAUAAAAUCAUUAAUCAACAAUUAAAAUACAACUGAUACUGGUAGUUUACCAAAUUAUUAACAUUAGUUUACAGUUGAUUUCACGAAACUUUGGCCACGCCAAUUGCGAAGUUGGUUGGGAAUUUGGGAACUAUAAACACGAGAUCAUCAAGUUGAUUGGAAACCGGCCAAUCAAAUUCGGAAGUUUCGCAUCAAAUUAUCGAAAUUCGUUAUGAAAUUCCGAACCAAGUUCGCAAGCAAGUUCGCAAAUUGCAAACAAUUUUGACGGUAAAUUUUAAAAACUAAAGGUAUUGUAUUAAACUUAUUCAUUUAAUAAUAAAUAAUAUCAUAAUAAUAAUUUCAGGUUUAAAAUUAUAAUAAGUUUAAUACAAUAAGUUUACCGUCAAAAUCGUUUGCAAUUUGCGAGCUUGCUUGCGAACUUUGUUCGGAUUUCAUAACGAAUUUCGAUAAUUUGAUGCGAAACUUCCGAAUUUGAUUGGCCGGUUUCCAAUCAACUUGAUGAUCUCGUGUUUAUAGUUCCCAAAUUCCCAACCAACCUCGCAACUGGCGCGGCCAAAGUUUCGUGAAAUCAACUGUAAUAGUCCUUAGGGACUGGUCAUAAAGUAACUGCUAGGGUGGGCUGGAAGAAAAUCACAAAUUUUGCCAAUAAGUUCGGUGACCCAUCUUAGGAUGUAGAUUAAAAUUUCAAAGCCCAUCUAAUCUUACAAAAAAAUUUUCAUGACCCACCCAAUCUAAAUUGGGAAAAUACACUUUUAUAAUAAAAAAAAACUUGCGGGUAUGAACAUUGUAAAUAUACACGGCAUGCACUGUAUUGACAUACUUAAUUCCACCAAGCUUGACCAACACGUUGAUUCUGAGCUGCUCUCCAGUUGGUUGUAUUUGCUGUGAUUCGACCACUUCUUGUUGUUGUAUAAACAAAGUACUGGCUUCAAUAGCACCAUUUGCAUUUGAUAAUUUGGAUAGUUUUUUUACUUUUAUUAUUAAUAUCUUUAUUUUUUGAAGUAGACAUGCAUGGGUUUUUGUUUGGUGGCCCAACCGUGGACAUACAAAAAAAUUGGCGGCCCAUCAAAACUGCCCAAAGAAUUUCCAUGGCCCAUCCCAAAUCACUCCAGCCCACCCUAGCAGUUACUUUAUGACCGGUCCCUUAAUUAUUGAAUUUUUUCGUAUUGCGUAUUUGAAAUUAGUGCCGGGCGGAAGGAUCCAUUUGGGUGUUAGUGCCGAGCGCCACUGUCUGUAUGCCGGGUGUCGCCAUCGCCACUUGUGAGCAUAUAACCCUGAAAUAACGUUAAGAAAAUUAUACUUUAUUGCUUGUACAAUAUACUAUUAUUGUAUAAUGCGUGCGUCCUUUUUUUGUAGACUAAAGUUUUACCAGGCAGCUGUUCGGCAGCUGUUCUUCAACAAUUCUCUUCUGGAGAACUUAAAUUUGAACUAAAUUUCCGAUGUUUGCCAAUUUUAAAGCCGUAAAAUAGAAGCUCAGUCAGUGCUUUUGUUGUGAUUGACGAUGCUGUAAAUUUAUAAAUGUUUCUUUCUUUAGCUUGUGAAGGAAGUGGAAUACCAAGUUUCGUUCAUGCAAUCCGUGCAGAACUAUGUUGAGAUUAUGCUUGAAAGUUUGGAAGAAACAGAACUUGAUCAUGAAAACGAUCUUGAAAGUAUCCAUAGUUAGUAAUCA